AUUUUAAGCUUUUCUAACUUUCCUUCUGAUGAAAUCAUUCCAAAUUCUCUGAAAACUACAAAGGUCUUCAAUUGUUGGGCUGAGAGAUUAAUCCUCCCCUUCGUUUUCGGAGGAGGAACUGGAGAAAAUCUAGCCCUUCUUUUUCUUCCCCAUUUCAACGCAAAGUAAGGAACUUUCAUUUUUCAAACUCUUUUUUUUCCCCCAAAUUUUGAUGGGUGUUUCUGUUUGGAUGCUGGGAAAAUUCGAGAGGGAAAAAGUGGCUCCAACUUUCUGAAGCCGGAAUUUUUGUGGGCCCUCAUUGAUCGCGAGGCCUGUCUCUCGGAAUCCCAACACGAUCUCGAGAAUUUAUGAGCACGAUAUCCCUUUAACCGAUACUUUGGUUGAAGGUGUGAGAUGCAUGGAUCCUACUAUUAAGUUAAUUUUGCUUCUGAUAUUCUUCAGCAUAGCAUGUGCUUCAACCACUGAAAAAAAUUUUGAACACUGUGAAAGGGUUGUAAAGGAUUGGGCCUUAUCUUCUCUUCAUCAAGGUAUCAACAAUGAUAAACAUACAUUAAAAGAUUUACUGUUCUUUCUACAUGUUCCAAGAACAGGAGGGCGAUCGUACUAUCACUGUUUCUUGAAAAAGUUGUACCCAAGCUCUCAAGAGUGUCCCCGUUCUUAUGAUAAGCUACGGUUUGAUCCCAGCAAGACGAAGUGCAGAUUGUUAGCUACUCAUGAUGAUUAUAGCAUGAUGGAAAAACUACAGAAGGAGAGGACUUCGGUGGUGACAAUUGUCAGGAAUCCAGUUGACCGGGUUCUUAGUUCAUAUGAAUUUUCAGUUGAGGUAGCAGCUAGAUUUUUGGUACAUCCUGACCUAGCUUCUGCAACCAAAAUGUCCAAACGUGUGCGUGCAAAGACAAAUGGAGUGAGCACACUGGAUAUUUGGCCGUGGAAGUAUUUGGUUCCAUGGAUGAGGGGAGACCUAUUUACUCGAAGAGAUGUUAGAAGACAGAAAGGUUCAAGUGAAGCUACAAGCGACAGUCCAUAUGACAUGGAGGACAUGCUUAUGCCACUAAAGGAGUUUGUUGAUGACCCCAUUGCUCAUGAUCUUGUUCAUAAUGGGGCUACUUUCCAGAUAGCAGGACUGACAAACAACUCCUACCUAGCUGGAGGACAUGAGAUACGUCACUGUGUACAGAAACACAGGAGUCUUGGUCAACAUGUUCUUCAUGUGGCAAAGAAGAGGUUGGAUGCUAUGUUAUAUGUUGGUCUAACUGCGGAACAUAAGGAAUCUGCGACGAUGUUUGCAAAUGUGGUUGGUGCACAGGUGAUUUCACAGCUAAGAGAGGCCAACUUUAGCAUGGACACUUCAGCUGACAAUCAAUCAGGUAAUAUCAGCUCUUCGCAUUUAGAUUCUGAGCUUGAGAGCAAUGUUGAUCAGAAUAAUAGUACCUUAGAUGAAAAGGCUACUGUCCAAGAUGAAAGUGAAGCAACGAGAGAAAAUAUGACUGUUGCAGAACUAAUUGAAGUUUAUGAAGGGUGCAUUUCAAGUCUACUAAAGACUCAAUCACGUCGUCGAAUUGCUUCUUUAAAGAGGAUUUCUCCUGCAAAUUUCUCAAAAGAGGCACGGCGUUCCAUUUCUGAUGAAGUUCUGCAGCAGAUUAGAACGCUCAAUUACUUGGAUAUGGAACUUUUUGAGCAUGCUCGAGAAAUCUUUGCAAUGAGACGUGUACUGAUGGGGAAUAUUGAUAUGAAAGAUGGAUCAGAAGGCAAAUUUGACCGUCUACGUGUGUUCGAGCUAUGGAAAAUUCCUUCAUUAGUAGUGCUUUUUAUCUUACUCCUUGUUCUCUUCGUAUUUGCGAACGCUCGAAGAAGAGUAUCUAAAGUUAAGGUAUAGUUGUUGAUUUAAUUUAUCCUCAAAGUGGGGAAGAAAGUCUAUGCAUCUGUUUGGAUUUUAAAUUUUUAAAUGAAUGAACAGUUUUGCCCAUCAAUCCUGUUUAAGGAAUUGUUUAUA
Messenger RNA from Cucumis sativus (cucumber), 1993 nucleotides. RefSeq names its product protein-tyrosine sulfotransferase. Lineage: Eukaryota; Viridiplantae; Streptophyta; Magnoliopsida; Cucurbitales; Cucurbitaceae. The transcript has 13 exons. Gene Ontology annotation, cellular component: membrane. The record is from RefSeq and is a predicted model, not a curated record. The coding region runs from base 398 to 1876 and encodes 492 amino acids. Gene Ontology annotation, molecular function: heparan sulfate 6-sulfotransferase activity.